Theobroma umbraticum is the source of this 513-nucleotide messenger RNA. The record is from RefSeq and is a predicted model, not a curated record. NCBI's taxonomy places the organism in Eukaryota, Viridiplantae, Streptophyta, Magnoliopsida, Malvales, Malvaceae.
AUGGCUACUUACAUUUACGAUGAUAAUUUGUUGAUCCAUUAUUUCCAAGAUAACCUUACAGGAUCAGCCAUUAGGUUGUAUAAUAAGUUGGAUAGAAGCCAUGUGUAUUCAUGGAAGAACUUAGCAUGUGCAUUCAUAGCUCAGUACAAACAUGUGGCAAACAUGGCUCUAUACAAUUCAACCCUCCAAAGUAUGGAGAAGAAUGAUAUUGAAGGCUUCAAAGACUUAGCUCGGAGGUGGAGAGAUAUUACCUCACAAGUCCAUCCACCAUUGACUAAGAAAGAAAUUAUAGUCAUGUUUGUUAACAGUCUAAAGGCCCCAUACUAUGAAAGGUUAAUCGAAAAUGCCACCAAAACCUUUGCAGAUAUGGUCUUGUCAGGGGAAAUAAUUGCAACUAUGGUCUUGUCAAGGGAAAUAAUUGAAGCUACAAUUAAAAGUGGUAAGAUCGAAGAAGGAAACACCAUCAAUUCUAGAAAAGAACUUGUGUCAAGGAAAAAGGAAGCUAAAUCCUAA